Abrus precatorius (Indian licorice) is the source of this 1798-nucleotide messenger RNA. RefSeq names its product probable protein phosphatase 2C 60. Lineage: Eukaryota; Viridiplantae; Streptophyta; Magnoliopsida; Fabales; Fabaceae. Gene Ontology annotation, molecular function: protein serine/threonine phosphatase activity; cation binding. The transcript has 12 exons. Gene Ontology annotation, biological process: protein dephosphorylation. The coding region runs from base 145 to 1314 and encodes 389 amino acids. The record is from RefSeq and is a predicted model, not a curated record.
AAAGAAAGGAUCGUUUCUAUUUCUUCCCUUCCACACAAAUAGAUCAUUGCGCUCUCUCUCUCUCUCUCUCUCUCUCUCUCUCUUCGCACGCACACACAACACACACUCUCUCCCUCCCUUUCCGAUUUCAUUGUACGGACACGAAUGGGGAUAUACCUCAGCAGCCCGAAAACAGAUAAGGCGUCUGACGAUGGUGAGAACGACAGGCUUCGCUACGGUUUGUCUUCCAUGCAGGGCUGGCGUGCUUCAAUGGAAGAUGCUUGGGAUAAAUUUCCCUCCUCUAGCAUUCUUACACACAUGAGAAAUUACUUCUCUUUGGAAGUGAACUACAUACAUAUGAUGCAGAUGCUUGCUCAUCCAUAUUUGGACGAAUCUACGUCUUACUUUGGUGUUUAUGAUGGCCAUGGAGGCAAAGCAGUUUCAAAAUUCUGUGCCAAGUAUCUACACCAGCAGGUGCUUAAGAGUGAAGCUUAUUUGGCUGGAGAUUUGGGCACAUCUUUACAGAAAUCUUUCCUCAGAAUGGAUGAGAUGAUGCGUGGACAAAGAGGGUGGAGGGAAUUAGCAGUCUUGGGAGAUAAAAUAGAAAAGAUUUCUGGUAUGCUAGAGGGUUUUAUAUGGUCUCCCAGGAGUAGUGAAGCCAAUGACCGUUUUGAUGAUUGGGCUUUUGAGGAGGGACCCCAUUCUGAUUUUAGUGGACCAACCUCUGGAAGCACAGCAUGUGUGGCUGUCAUGCGAGGAAACAAACUUGUUGUUGCUAAUGCUGGAGAUUCUAGAUGUGUGUUAUCAAGGAAGGGCCAGGCACACAAUUUGUCUAAAGAUCACAAGCCUGAACUCGAGGCUGAGAAAGACAGGAUUCUAAAAGCUGGUGGUUUCAUCCAAGUUGGACGGGUCAAUGGAAGUUUAAACUUGGCUAGAGCAAUUGGAGAUAUGGAAUUCAAGCAGAACAAGACUUUGCCUGCCGAAAAGCAGAUUGUGACUGCUGAUCCGGACAUAAAUUCAGUUGAGCUUUGUGAUGAUGAUGAAUUUCUUGUAAUAGCUUGUGAUGGAAUAUGGGAUUGCAUGUCUAGCCAGCAGCUUGUGGACUUUAUACAUCAACAGUUAAAGACAGAGGAUAAACUUUCUGCGGUUUGCGAGAAAGUAUUUGAUAGGUGCUUGGCACCAACAGCUGGGGGUGAGGGAUGUGAUAACAUGACCAUGAUCUUGAUUCAGUUCAAGAAACCUUCCAGCCCAGAUGCUUCUGUCACGACCCAGCCCCAGUCAUCUGCCCAACCAGCUGAAGCUGAUAGAGUUUCAGAGAAAAUAGGAUCAAAGUGAGAGAUUUUCAGUCCUGACUUGAUAGCCUUCAAUUUCUUACUGCAUGUUGAAGCAUUGGUGAGCAGAGGUUCUUGGGUACUAUUUUAUAUCCAGAUUUCAGGAUGUUAAUUCUCAAUAGGGGAUUGUAAAUUUGUGACGAAACUGCUGUUUCGUGGGGCUAUCAUUGGCUUUGUACAUAAAGUGUGGAUGUCUAAAAUAUGAAGGAAAAAAAAAUGGUUCAGCAAGCAUGCUGAUAGACAGUUACCUGGACGGCUAAAAUCACCUUUGGGAAACUUACCAAUGCAAUAUUUUCACUGACCUAAAUAAUGCGUAAAAGAACGUGUCUGGUUUCUGGAGCUAUAUUCAUUACCUAUGAUCAGUAGAAGUUCCUUAAGGAUUUAGUUGUGUGUACGAAAGUUUAAAAAAUGUGAUCUUUUUGGUUUCUGUACUCCAAAGACUGGUCCCCUUUACAGUUGAUGCACCCGUGAUUCUCUUGACGGUGUUA